Aedes albopictus (Asian tiger mosquito) is the source of this 1858-nucleotide messenger RNA. RefSeq names its product syntaxin-7 (gene Syx13). Lineage: Eukaryota; Metazoa; Arthropoda; Insecta; Diptera; Culicidae. Gene Ontology annotation, cellular component: SNARE complex; membrane; endomembrane system. The transcript is spliced from 5 exons. Gene Ontology annotation, biological process: intracellular protein transport; vesicle-mediated transport; vesicle fusion. The record is from RefSeq and is a predicted model, not a curated record. Bases 281 to 1213 code for a protein of 310 amino acids. Gene Ontology annotation, molecular function: SNAP receptor activity; SNARE binding.
CGUCAUAUCUGACAGACUGCCAGAUAGCGAAGCAAGGAAGCCCAGUCAGUGAUCGAACUCGACGACAAAGUAAAAAUUGUACUAGGCGUGUGCCUCUGUGUUUCGCAUCUGCUCAAUUUUCCUACGGUUUUGGGAGUAAUUUGUGAACUUUUAGGUGCUUUGGUUCUACAUUGAAACCUCGACAAGUGAUUGGUGGUGAAAAGUUUCUAGUUUGAUUUGUUUUCCGCAAUCGCUCAACGGCGCUGACUGAGCUCGGUGCAUCCGUUCGGAUUAGCAACACAUGUCACGCGAAGGGACGGGCCUAUCCCGCAGCGGAAGUGGCGGCGCCGCCGGCAGCAGCAGUAGUAGUGGUCCACGCGAUUACGGGGCAACCGGGAGAAGCAGCAGUGCUGCGACGGCAGGCAUGGCGGCGUCGACCGAUGCGAACAACUUCGGCGGCUUCAGCCCGACGGAAUUCAUCUCGCUGAGCGAGUCCAUCGCCGCCAAUACGAUCUUCGUGAAGCAGAGCUGGCAGUUCCUGGAGAAGGCCAACCGGACCGUUGGCACUGCGAAGGACAACCAGACGCUGCGGGAUAAAGUGCAUGAUGUUCAGUCCGGAACGAAUCAAAGAAUCUCGACCACCAGCAAGGAUCUACAGCGAUUGACGGUGGUGGUGAGGCGAGGUGAUAAGCAACAGAAACUCCAGGUGGAGAAGCUCACAUCGGACUUCACGCAUGUGGUACAAAUGUAUUCCAAGAGCCAGCAGGUCAUCGCCGCAAAGAUGAAACAGGUCCUGCUGGUGAGUGCUUCCGAGCAAGAUGACCUGAAUCGGGACUUGAUAGGGUUUGGCGAUGGGGGCAGUCAACAACAGCUACAGCAACAGCAACAACAAGAUGCGAUGCGUCAACAGCAGAUUCAACGGGAUCUACAGUUCGAGCAGGACAUGAUGCUGGAGCGGGAGCAACGAAUGCGACAGAUCGAAGCCGACGUACUGGACGUGAACCAGAUCAUGAAGGAACUGAGCAGCAUUACCCACCAGCAGAGUGAAGUUAUCGACACCAUCGAGAACACCAUCGAGCACACGGUCGGCAACGUGGAAUCGGGCCACACGGAACUGGCCAAGGCGGCCGAAUACCAGAACCGGUACCGCCGCAAAGUGCUGAUCCUGCUGAUCAUUGCCGUGAUAUUGGGGGUUAUCAUUACCGGAAUUAUCGUGUCCAGGCUGAAAACUUAGACUAACCUGCUAGCGGGAAUGAGGUGGUCUAUAUAAUUUCGCUUCGGAGGUUUUUAGUUGGUAAGAGUUAUUAUUUUUUAUCGAAAUGUUAAUGCUAUCAUUAUAUGAAUAGAUAGUCUUUAGAGAACAAGUUUCGAAUAAUCUGCGUUUUUCUACUUGAGUAUAGAAGUGGGGUUAGGGAGAUCAUUGAUAUAAAAGAAGAGAAAGCGAGAUGUUCAUUUUGUUGUUCAAUUCAAUCGAUUUCAUAUCGUUAUACAACAUGGAAUCCAACUUAUUCUAGCACGAAUUCUAGGUUAGGGAAACAAACAGGAUCAAAAUGUGGUCAGAUCGAACUUGCUAGGUGAAUGUCUGCUUUUUCAUUUUUGUUCACGCUUGGUAGGCAAAUCGGAUACAAUAUUUCAAUUUUUUUCAACAACUGUCAGUGUUGCAUCAUAGUAGAAAUACAUAAAAUCAGAUAAUUAGCCUAAAUGAAACUACAUUCAUUUAUCAUCAGUGUAUUGAAAAUGAACCCAGUCUUACAGACGAAUGAUACCUAAAACCGAUCUGUUUAAUUCUUCAUUUUGUAGAACGAACAAUCAUUACUACGACUUAUUGAGAAAUAUUAAACAAUAAUGUUAAUAAAGAUCAAAUAUGAUGAAUAUCAUU